Pleuronectes platessa (European plaice) is the source of this 1855-nucleotide messenger RNA. It is a transcript of the gene marcksb, whose product is annotated as myristoylated alanine-rich protein kinase C substrate b. The record is from RefSeq and is a predicted model, not a curated record. The transcript has 2 exons. Gene Ontology annotation, biological process: actin filament organization; central nervous system development. The coding region runs from base 206 to 895 and encodes 229 amino acids. Gene Ontology annotation, cellular component: actin filament bundle; plasma membrane; cytoplasm. Gene Ontology annotation, molecular function: calmodulin binding; actin filament binding. NCBI's taxonomy places the organism in Eukaryota, Metazoa, Chordata, Actinopteri, Pleuronectiformes, Pleuronectidae.
GAUUUUUUCCUCGUCUCCUUCAGCUGCGGUCUCCUCUCGCGUCGCGUUGUGUGUUUCUUUUUGCGCAGAAAAAGGAGGUGUCGCUCGUGUGCGUGCGUGCGUGCGUGUGUGUGUCUCUUUUUUUCUGGGGGGAAGCAGGAAGCUUUGCGGUCUUUGUUCAUUCAUUUGAUCGGUCGGGCUCCUUUUUGUUGGACCGAGAGAAAGCAUGGGAGCGCAAACCUCCAAAACCGCUGGGAAAGAGGACGUCGCGGUGGAAAAUCCCGCAGAAGGUGCGGCCGUGGCGGCGAAGACGAACGGACAGGAGAACGGCCACGCCAAAACCAAUGGAGAUGCCUCUCCGACUGCGGAGGAGGCCAACAAGGCUGAUGUCCAGGCCAACGGCAGCACUCCAACCGAGGAGGCGCCCAAAGAAGAAGGCGAGAAAGUAGAGGCUGCAGAGGCCAAUGGAGAGAAGGAGCCCGCGGCCACAAACGGGGAAGCCUCCGACAAGCCGGAGGAAGGCACUCCAUCCACCAGCGAGGACGGCAAGCAGAAGAAGAAGCGCUUCUCCUUCAAGAAACCCUCCUUCAAGCUCAGCGGCUUCAAUUUCAAGAAGACCAAGAAGGAGUCUGAGGAGGCUGCGGAGGAAGGAGCAGCAGCCGCCGCAGAGCCAGUGGAGGAAGAGAAGGAGGCGUCCGAGGAGGCCGCUGCUGAGGAGGCCAAGCCGUCCGAGGCCAGUGAGGAGGGAGCCAAGGAGGCUGCAGCUGAGGAGCCAAAGCCAGUGGAGGAGGUGAAGGCAGAGGGAGAAGUAGCAGCAGCAGCCGCAGGAGGUGGAGAGGAGAAACCAGCUGAGGCUUCACCCGCUGAGCCAGAGACGGCAGCCAGUCCGGAGGCCGCCCCUGCCGCCGCCGAGUAAUCCUGCUGAUCAAGACACCAGAAUGAAGGAGAUGAUGGAGCCCGUCUGAAGGAAUGCGAGGACUUGUCUAAAACCAGGGAUUUUUUUUUGUUUAAUUUUUUUGUUGGUGUUUUUGUUUACUAUUCUGCAACCACCCCGUCCACAAUGACUGCAAUGUCCGUGGCAGUGAUGGACAGGAGGUGUACUGGCGAGUGUGCUGCUUCUUCACUGCUCAUUGGUGCUUGCAUUUGUGACGUGGGUGAGUGUGAAAGUGCGAAUGUGAGUGUGAGUGUAUUUUUUUUUUUCUACAUGAAACCAUGACUGUGUUGACACGUUGCUGAAUUUGACAUAUUUAAUCUUAAGUAUUUGGUGCAGGGCAAUUGGAUGUAGCAGCUAAAGCUGUGUCUGCAAGAUGUGACACAUUGUGAUCUUUUUUAAAGGGAAACCAAGUCUUACAUGUUGUCUUUGCAGUGCACAGUUGUUUACAAUUCUUAAAGCUCGACGCUCCUGUGGACACGACCAUUCCUGAAUGAACUAGACUUAGUUAACUGUCAAAAACAAUAGAUGCUCAUCACUUUCCAUUUAGAUUUCCACCAUUUCAAAUCUCUGUAGUAAUGCACGUUGUAUAGACUUUGAUAUUACUGGUUUUAUGACUGAGAUGUACCUAAAUGACUGAAGUUUUUAACAGAUUACCCAUUGUAAAUGAAGUUUUUUCUUGUUUUUCACCAUUUGUAAGAUUGAAUAAAAUUGGGAGAUGUUUUAAGCAGAUCUUUUGCAUCAAGCUGUGAUGACUACACCACUUCAAAUCGACGCUACAAAAAAGCACAAAAACGAGGGGCCAGGGGGCGCUAAUCUUUGAGCAGCAUCUUUUUUUGUACAUAAUGAGGCUUCACUCUAUUCGAUGUGGAAUGUAACAUUGCCGACAAAGUGUUCCGUUUGUUUUUUCUGUGAGCACUGAAGAAUAAAGGACUGAAGUGUGAA